Messenger RNA from Dama dama (fallow deer), 1638 nucleotides. Its product is annotated as retinol dehydrogenase 16-like. The coding region runs from base 152 to 1105 and encodes 317 amino acids. Lineage: Eukaryota; Metazoa; Chordata; Mammalia; Artiodactyla; Cervidae. Gene Ontology annotation, molecular function: oxidoreductase activity. The record is from RefSeq and is a predicted model, not a curated record. The transcript has 6 exons.
GAGAUUUAUGUCAGUGAGUCUCCCAGCGGGGUUCAGGUCUGAGAUUUCUCGUUCUGCCCCUUGCAGCUCUCAGUGCCCUAGACGCCCCCACUGCACCCCAGAACACCUUUCUGGUCUGGGGAACCAGGCUGUGUCUGUCCCGUAAAAGGCCAUGUGGCUGCACCUGGCGGUCCUCGUGGGCCUCUACUACCUCCUGCGCUGGUACCGGGAGAGGCAGGUGGUGACCCACCUCCGGGACAAGUUCGUCUUCAUCACGGGCUGUGACUCGGGCUUCGGGAACAAGCUGGCCAGGCAGCUGGACCUGCGAGGCUUGAGGGUCCUGGCUGGGUGUCUGACGGAGCAGGGGGCCGAGCAGCUGAGGAACCAGACGUCAGACAGGCUGCAGACGGUGAUCCUGGACGUCACCAAGACAGAGAGCAUCGCUGCGGCCACCGAGUGGGUGAAGGAGCGUGUGGGGGACAGAGGACUCUGGGGUCUGGUGAAUAAUGCUGGCAUCUCCGUGCCCACUGCACCCAAUGAGUGGCUGACCAAACAGGACUUCGUGAAGAUUCUGGACGUGAACCUGCUGGGGGUGAUUGAUGUGACCCUGAAUGUCCUGCCCCUGGUGCGGAAGGCGAGGGGCCGUGUGGUCAACGUGUCCAGCGUCAUGGGCCGGGUGGCCCUCUUUGGUGGAGGCUAUUGCAUGUCCAAAUACGGCGUGGAGGCCUUCUCAGACUCCCUCAGGAGGGAGCUCUCCUACUUUGGGGUGAAGGUGGUUAUGAUCGAGCCUGGUCUUUUCAAGACUGCUGUGACCAGCCCUCAGGCACUUUCUCAGGCCCUCCAGGCAUCUUGGAAUCAGGCCAGCCCAGAGAUCAAGGAACUCUAUGGAGAGAAGUUCUUGGCUAACGUCUCGAAAUCAGUCGACUUGUUGGCGACAACCUGCUGCCAGGAUCUGUCCUUGGUGACCAACUGCAUGGAGCACGCCCUGACCGCCUGCCACCCCCGCACCCGAUACUCACCUGGCUGGGAUGCCAAGUUGAUCUACCUCCCCAUGAGCUACCUGCCCAGCUUCCUGGUGGAUCUCAUGGUGUACUGGAGUAACCCCCAGCCUGCUCAGGCCCUGUAACCCAAGACUGGGGUGCAUUGUAGGGGGGAUCAUGUACAGAGUGGGGAGAGGAUGCGUCAGGGGAGGGAAAUACAGUGGAGAGCGGAGCUCUCCAGGAUGGGUGUCACCAGGACGCCCAUCCCACCUCACUCCCAUCUCCUCCCCAGUCUCCUCUUGGGACAUUACUUAGGACUCAGGGAUAGUAGGAAGAAACAAGCUUUGUAGUGAGAAGCUGAGAUCAGUAGCUCUCCUCUGUGUCCUGUUCCCUCAUCAGCCUCUCAAGGCUCUGAGCCUUAUGGCCCUCCUGCCACCCUGAGGAAUCUGCAUUGUCUGGAGGGUGUGAACAGCUGGGAGGGCCCCGGCCCCCCCCAUCUUCUGCCCCUGUCCACCUCUUCCAGGUGUGCCUUGGCCCUGGCCAGUCUCCCUGUCCCACUGGAUGGAAAUGGACAUGGGAGGUAAAGGCCCCUCUCCCCUAGAUACUUGUAGUCAGGAGCUGAGGUGCACAUCUAGCCUACUUUGCCUGGAAAGUGGUGUCAUCAGUGGAGGUCCUGACA